Messenger RNA from Colletotrichum abscissum, 867 nucleotides. Its product is annotated as fructose-bisphosphate aldolase class-II. NCBI's taxonomy places the organism in Eukaryota, Fungi, Ascomycota, Sordariomycetes, Glomerellales, Glomerellaceae. Gene Ontology annotation, biological process: carbohydrate metabolic process. The coding region runs from base 1 to 867 and encodes 288 amino acids. Gene Ontology annotation, molecular function: aldehyde-lyase activity; zinc ion binding. The transcript has 3 exons. The record is from RefSeq and is a predicted model, not a curated record.
AUGUCGUCCUGGGCGGAAAGCAAGUCACAAAAUCGCAGUCUACAGAUUCUCCAAGCCGCGACUGAGGGCAAAUAUGGAGUUCUCUCCGUGGUUAUCUACAAUAUUGAGCAUCUCACUGCCAUUGUUCGCGCAGCAGAGGCCAAGAAAUCGCCUAUGUUGAUUCUCUUGUUCCCCCUUACUGUCAAGCAGCUCCCGACUCUCCCAUGGGCCGUCGCCGCUGCCAUCAAAUCAGCAAAGGUCCCACUUGCCCUGCACCUCGACCACGCCCAAGACGAACAGCAAAUCCGCGACAUCGCAGGAACGCUGCCAUUCGACUCAAUCAUGGUCGACAUGAGCCACUACGAUCAUGAGGAGAAUCUCGCCAAGACCAAGGUUUUGACAAGAGUCUGUCACGACCACAACAUUGCUGUCGAGGCGGAAAGUGGACGCAUCAACGGUGGAGAAGACGGCAUCGCAGACACCGGCGACUUGGAAGCUCUUUUCACGAGCCCUGAAGAGGUCGAAGAUUUCAUCGAUGCCGAGAUUGAUCUCUUGGCACCCAGCAUCGGCAACAUUCACGGAGACUACGGCCCCAAGGGCCCUCAACUCGAUUACCAGCGAUUGACAAAUGUCAAUAAGCAAAUCAACAACCGAGUCCUCAUGGCUUUGCAUGGCACCAAUGACUUCAGCCCAGAGAUUAUGAGAAAAUGCAUCGACAACGGCGCCAUCAAGUUGAAUGUCAAUAAGCUGCUUCUGGAGGUUUGGAACGUACAUCUGAGAGAGAACGCCAACAAGCCACUGACGCAAUUGAUGGAGGACGGGAUGAACAUCUUGCAGAAGGAGACGGAGAGGUGGAUCGAUAUUUGCGGCAGCGCUGGGAAGGCGUGA